GGCCUAUAUUAUUAUCGCUUUUUUACUUAGGCUUAAUGCUUUGGUAUUCUAUUCUAUAAUUCUAGAUUAAGAUCUAGUCUAGGUUUCUAGAACUAGUCUAUCUAGUUUUAGAUCUAGAUCUAGAUCUUGAUAUAAUAAUUUUAAAUGUAUGAUGCAGAUAAGAUUGAGAGUGUGGUUUGAGUACUUCAAGUGACAAGUUACACUCACAAAUGAAGUAGUUUGAAAAUUAGAUCUAGAGAUUUUCUAUCUCAUCUCUGAACUCUGAGUCCAUCUCUCUGUGUACUCAACAAGCGGACAACCAAUAAGCAAGCAGGGGCUGAUAUUUGAGUUUAUUUUGGUACAUCCUUUACUCCUAGGUCCCUGAUUAUGUGUACGUGAAUGAGGUACAGACUGUGAGCCUAUCAUCAACAUUGUGUUCUUUAGUCUGAGGGGCUGCUGAUACUCCCAGCUGAGGCAAACAAAAUGGCCACACUCACCAAACAGGAAAUGGAACAGUUAAAAGAAAAGGUCCAUUCGGCUGCUAAAGAAGGAAUGGCUAUUAGUAUUUUUGCACUCCUUUGGAAUAUGGACAAACCAAUAGUUAAAGAAAUUUUAGACCAUCAAACAGAAAGUGAUGGUCAGAAAACUACACCCCUUGUGAUAGCUGCUAAGCUUGGAGAAACCAAAGUUGUGCAGGUGUUGUUGAGUAACUUUGAUGUGAAUAUUGAGCAAAGAUCCACUGUACGUUUUGAUGGUUAUGUCAUCCAGGAAGCUACAGCUUUGUGGUGUGCUGCUGGUGCCGGUCACCUGGAUAUUGUUGAAGUGCUCAUUAAGAAUGGAGCUAAUGUCAACAAUGCCACAGCAACAAACUCAACCCCCCUGAGAGCGGCCUGCUUUGAUGGGAGGCUGGACAUUGUCAAGUACCUGAUAGAGCACGGAGCUGACCUUAACAUACCAAACAAAUACGACAACACCUGUCUGAUGAUCUCCUGCUACAAGGGACACACCAAAGUUGUCAGGCACUUGCUGGAGAAGGGAGCUAACCCAGAUCUCAAGGCACAUUGUGGCGCCACCUCCAUUCAUUUUGCAGCCGAGUGUGGUCACCUAGAAGUUGUGAAGGAACUGAUUCACUUUGGAGCUUCCAUGUUGGAAAAUGAUCUGCAUAUGACCCCCUUAAUGGUGGCAGCUGAGUGUGGUAAAGAAGAGAUUGUGCACUACUUCCUCAAGCAGCCUGAAUGCUCACGCUUAAGUAAAAUUGAAGCCCUGGAACUUCUUGGAGCAUCAUUUGCUAACGACAAAGAAACUUAUGAUUUGCAUAAAACUUAUGAGUAUCUCAAAGAAGCGAUGGCUCUGAGAAAUAUUGACAAAUGUAGUGGAAGUGGAGUUUUAAGGAUUCAGAAAGCAAGUUUCCCAGCUGUACCAGCUUAUAACAAUCAUGUGGAGUGUAAAUCAAUGUAUGAACUAGAGAUGAUCAGAACAAAUCGAGAUGCAUUACAUAUGGAAGCUCUCACUAUUCGAGAAAGAAUUCUAGGAGCUAAUAACCCUGAAAUUCCCCAUCCUGUGAUAUUCCGAGGCGCUGUGUUUGCUGACAAUGGAAGGUUUGACAGAUGUAUUUCCUUAUGGAUGCAUGCUAUGGUUUUAAGACAGACAAAUAACAGAUCUAUCAAUAAGGAUUUGCUGAGGUUUUCCCAGGUUUUCUCACAGAUGGUUACAUUGAAAGCUGACUUAGUCUAUGCAGAUGUAGAGCUAGUGUUACAGCAUGGCUUGAAAGAAAUCGAGUACUUUCUUACAGCACUCAAGAAUGAUUCCACCUGUGAAUCAAAGUCCACAGCCUCAGAGCUGUAUCAGUUAAAUAUUUUAUCCAUCAUUUAUCUGGUCACCAUAGCAUGCAGGGUUGUGCGCUGUGAGGAUGAGAACAAACGGCUACACAGGCUAGUUUAUUCUUUCCUCAAACUCCGUCCCUCCUUGAAAAAUGGCUACUCUCCUCUUCAUAUAGUCCUGGAUCCUGGAAUUUGUGUGGACGAUUUUCAUGUGAACACAAUUGUCAUCUUUCCUGACAAAACUCUGAUGUCAAUGCUGCUGACAUGUGGGGCAGACAUGGAUGCGCUGGACAGUGCCAGGAACUCUGCCCUGCAUGUCAUUACAAAUGCCAAGCUGUCAGAAAGCCAGGAGAACCUGCGUCAAGAAAUGAUCAAAGAGCUGCUCCAACGCGGGGCCCACUGUGAUGUGGCCAACAACAAAGGCCAAACCCCUUUCUGCACCGCUGCAGGCCAAACCUUAAACACUCUGAUCUACUACAGCAACAUCUCACUGAGGUGCUUGGCUGCACGCUGCAUCAAAAGAAACAAAAUUACCUAUACAGAUUGCAUACCUCAGUGUUUAGAAGCUUUUGUUGACAUACAUUAAUGUGCUUGCAAACUUGCUGGAACUUUUUUUUUUUUGAAAUUGUAUGCAAACUGUUGCAAAAAAUUUGAAUGUAAUAUGUGUAUGUGUAUUUUAAGUGUAGUUUAUGUUGAAAUAGAUCAACUACUUAAUCAAAUUUAACAUUUUUUACUUUGGUAAAUUGUAAACUUUUCUAGAUAAUUUAACAAGAUUUACUUGCUUUGUAACAAACUCUUUCAUUGAAACUUUCAGCUUUUAUAAAACCUAAAAGCUGCAUUUUAAACUACUAUGUGGCAUGAC
Molecule: messenger RNA, 2661 nt
Organism: Physella acuta
Lineage: Eukaryota; Metazoa; Mollusca; Gastropoda; Physidae
Product: protein fem-1 homolog B-like
Molecular function (GO): protein binding
Source: RefSeq, a predicted model, not a curated record